AUGGACGACGCCGUCACGACGCCGACAAAGGACCUCACGGCUGUUGCCGACGCGGCGAAACUGUCGGAGCGCAAGCGCCUCAAGCACCGCGAAUACGUCAAGAAGUCGUACAAGAAGAAACUCACGACACUGGAGAACCUCCGACGGGAGCUGGACGACCUCGACCACCAGUACUCGUCCAUGUUGCUAUUGGAAAUGGGGAAACGGCUGCCCCAGCAGCUGUACGACGAGCGAGCGCAGACGGCCGGCAGCGCCCAGACGCUGACGAUGCAGAAGUACCUCAAGGCUACGGAACUCAAGAAAUUGUAUCGACAGGAGAACGACCGCCUGUAUCAGCUUAAUGCGUGCCACAUGAAAGUCGAGAGCCGGAUGGGGCAGCUGCUUGACGCCUCGGAAGCUGCAAAAGUCCCGCUGCACCGAGUCCCUGCUUCUCGCCAAUACCGCAUCUCGCCGCUGCCUGCAUCUGCGUACGCCAAAUUGAUCGAUGAGGCGACAGCGGACGUGCUGUGCUUUGCGCGCAACCCAGUAAAAUACAGCACGGGGGCUCGAGUUCUUGGCUGGACAGACCAGCGCGAGAUUCGCGAGUGCAAGCUGGAGUUUGCGCUGCAAAAGGAAAUCAGCCUGUCGCCCCGUGUCUUGCUGGACCGGUGCUGGUCGAUUUUCUCGAAUCCAGAGGAGUUUGCGAAGAUUUAUGGCUCAGCUCUGGAUGUGCAGUUUCACGUGCUGCAGCACAUCGAUGAGAACACGAUCCUCUUGUACCGACGCAUUGCCCCGCCAGCAGACGGCAUGCGAGAAGUCAAGAGUAUCUUCUUGCUUGCAAAGCGGCCCGUUAGCGAAGGGUUUUUGCUGCUCUUUCGGUCCAUUGAUAAGGAUCUUGUCCACUUCAAAGAGGUGGACGUUGAUGGCGAACCGCAGCACUAUGUGGACUCGGAGUCAGCCCUCAAGUUGAUGAGCUCUGAAAUGUGGGUGGAAAAGUACAUCUGGGACCUGUUUUACAACGUCCCGAAAGAGCCCGAGAAGUGCCUGUUCCAGUUUGGCGGGGCCACUACAACUUCGCUCUGGCUGCGCGAAGUACUGUUUAUUGCGGUUCGAUGGGAGAACAUGGCCGUGGGCUCACAGUUCUCACUGACUGCCGAUUGA
Hyaloperonospora brassicae is the source of this 1140-nucleotide messenger RNA. NCBI's taxonomy places the organism in Eukaryota, Oomycota, Peronosporomycetes, Peronosporales, Peronosporaceae. The record is from the annotation of a GenBank genome assembly.